Messenger RNA from Magallana angulata, 7048 nucleotides. RefSeq lists its product as uncharacterized. The record is from RefSeq and is a predicted model, not a curated record. Lineage: Eukaryota; Metazoa; Mollusca; Bivalvia; Ostreida; Ostreidae. Bases 21 to 1214 code for a protein of 397 amino acids. The transcript has 4 exons.
AUGACCUCAGAGUUUAAAAGAUGGAGGAAUUUGAUCUUGACAAGCGGAUAUUUAAGGGUUUAAAAGACAACCCGGGACUUGAUAUGCUUAGAUUUGCUGUUAUCAAACUAGAAUCUUGUAAUGGGACGAAAAGUAUAUCAUUUUCAGAAGUCACUUGUGAAUAUGAAGUGUUGAGGAACAAAACAAACCGACGGCCAUGUGUUUUUCCUUUUACAUUAAUCUUCAAUGAGGGAGUUUCUUUCUUGGAAAGUUUGGAAAAAGGAAGCAGUGAUGACAUAAAAAACAUGGAACCUCACAUGAAAGAAGCUGUUUUACGCCUUAAUGCAUUUUACAAAUCUAUAGAGUAUAACGAAACCUGUCUGAAAAAAGUCUUUGACAUGAAAGUAAAAGGUGAAGAAAUGGCAGCUACAGAGACGGAUAUAAGCAUUACACUUGCGGAGCACUUGCUAGGAAAGUUAGCUCCUGGAGAGUCCUACAAAAUUGAUAAUAAAGCAAGGGGAAAGAAGAGCUGCAGGUGUGGAUGUAAAGUGACGCCUGUAUUUGAUGGAACAGGAAUAGGUCAUGAACAAGUUUGGCAUGGAUUUAUUGAUAUUGUCUUCUCCUCACAUCUGGGACUUCAUUCCAUGGCAAAUACUGUGUUGGAUAUUGAAGAAAAUAUUUCCAAAAAAAGAAGAGUUGAUGAACAGGAUGAAACGAACGAUGAUUCUCCAGGCAGGAAAACAAUAACAGAGGUCAAGCAAGCAUUACCAGAAAAUAUACUGUCACAAGCAAUAGCACAAACAAUUGUGUUUUCCCUACUUCAAAAGCAGAAACACCCUGAAUUUUUACACCACAUGAUUCCAAAUAUUGUUAUUUCCCCAGAAAAGCUUGAAAUUAUGAUGUAUGAUUCAGAUAAUGAUGUUUUACUUUGCAGCAAUCCAAUUCAUAUAUUCAAUUUAGACCUCCCAGAAAACAGAACUCUCAUUGAUGAGACUGUUGUUAUUAUUUGGAUGGUUUUACACUACAGAAUAUUUGGUACUGGAUUAAAUAAGGCAACGCCUUAUUUACUUGAAAGAUGUAAAUCAAAUUUUACGCAACUUGUUGCAAGUAAAUGGGAUAUCUAUUCAAAAUCCUUAAAGAGCUGUGUUCCUGGUUUCCCUUCAGUACAAAAGUGGCCAUUAGGUGAAUUAAUUCAGUGUGGCGAAACACUUAAAUUUGAGUCAGAUGACUUUUAAGAUCUGAAUUUUUACAAAAUGAAGGUUUGUCAGCUUGCCCGUGUUGCAUUGGGUAACAUUUUCAUUCAGAUUUCCAUCUUGGGAUAACAGUAGCUGAAAGCACUGUUAACCUUAUUUCCUAAGAUCUACCAAGCACUAAAGAUACCAGUACAUGGAACACCCCCCCCCACCCCCAAACUCCCAUCCCUUUCAUAAAAAUGCAGGAAAGCAAAAUAAAGAUAUAACAGAGUUUGAAUCUGUAAAUACUAAUUCAUACAUCUAUCACUAUGCUCAGUGAAUAAAUCUUCUCUUAAGUCUAUAUCUGUGGAUUGAUUAUAUAGAAAUCCAAACCCUUCACAUGUAAAAAUUAAUCAUACAAAUGAAAUACAUGUGUGUGUGUGUGUGAGGGAGGGGGAGUAUAGAUCAUGAUGAAUUGUUUACUUUUGUGAUAAAAUUUUGGAGCAUCUAUUCAUGAUCAGAAUAAUAAAAUGAAAAAUUAUAUUCCCCAAACAUAGUUUGAGAACAUUAAUGGACUUCUGGUAUUUGGGUUGGGCUCUUUUGUUUAAAUAUAGCAAGAAUGUAUUAGUGCUUUGAAAAUUUCUUGGCCCUUGAAGUAAUCAAAAUAAAUUCAAUAAUAGUAAUGUAAAUAAUUUGUGUAAAUAUGCAUUUUCUCUGCUCUCUGCUCUUUGGUUUCUAGGAGGUAAGCAGAGUAUAUCAUUGUAAUAAGUGAUGCAAACUAGUUAUUCCCCUUUUCGUGACUGUGUUAAUAUAAUUGUGUUAAUAAAAGAAGUCCCUGUAUAAAUAUAAUAUUGUAAGAAUAUCCCAAAAUUGGAAGAGGAAAAAUACCAGACAUUAUUUAAAGAUGAAUAGAGAACAAUACAUGGCAAAAUCUGCAUCGCAUCCCAUAUCAACCGGAGACUCCAAUAUCAGCCCGAGGGCCGAAUGCCAGAGGGCUGAUAUUGGUCGAGGGUUGAUAUGGGAUGUGAUACAGAUUUUGACAUGUAUUGUUGUUUUUAUUAUAUAUUUGAAUUUAGAAAGCUAGUUUUCAUUUUUCACAUCGAAAAAACUUACAAGCGUAUUAUCACUAUCUUCAACCGCACAUUUUCGACGUUCAUAUGUAUUAUGACAUCAUCUAUACUAAAUUGUUUUGCCUCGGACUAGAAUGUCGCGACGUCAUUGGAUGAAACGCGUCACGUGACUGCCUUACAAAUUUCUUUAGAAGGCAAGCGUUAAAAUUUAUAGGGCAACAUGGCGGACGUAACGUUAUUUGAGCUGAUUUUUUACACAAACGUUUGUUUACAUAUCAAACUUUAGGUCCUCGACAGAACAAAACACUUAUUAGGUUUGUUACUGACUUCUAUGGACUUUACCGACCCCACAAAUUUCUUUAAACAGUCGGUAACAAACCUUAUAAGUAAUAAUAUUUAGAUCAUGACGUCAUAGUUUCGACUUCAGAUAUGCACAGAAAAGAGAAUAAGAUCCGAGGUUAUCCGAAUAAAAAGUAUAAAGGUGUUCCGGAUAGGUGUUAUAUCGGGAGUGAUAAAGGAUGAAGUAAAGGGUAAUAACACCGGGUGUGUGAUAAAGGCGUGUGCCACUGUUCAUAUCAGGGGUGCAAAAACCCUGUAUCUUAUACAAAGUAUAUAAUAAAGUCUAAUAUUUGAGCUGAAAAAAGUAAAAAAAAUUGAUUGAAACAGGUCCCCAAAAUGAUGAAACAUGCUAACCAUUAUGCUAUUGAGGAUCAUUGCUUUGUAUGAAAAAAGAUAAAUGUCUAUAUUAUGGGUUAAUUUGAAAUAUAUUUUUAAUUUAUCAUUCUGAUUAGAGUUUUUAUAAAUUUUAAAAAAUAACAGAAAAGUUAUGAUACACACACAAGUUUUUAAAAAAAACUUUUAAAAUUAUUUCCUGUGACCAGCAGAAGGUGCAACCCACACACCAAAUGUUUUCAACACACAUCUACAUAUGAAAGUUUCAGACUCCUAUCUUCAACACUUUCAUUGGGUAAAUGGAAUUGAAGUUUGUGAAAAUGAAAGGCCAUGCUUUCUCUCAAGGGGAGAUAAUUAGAAUUUAUUGAAAAUUUGUUGAUAUUUUUCAAAAAUCUUCUUCUCAAAAAUCAUUUGGCCAGAAAAGCUGAAACUUGUGUUGAAGCAUCCUUAGAUAGUGUAGAUUCAAGUUUGUUCAAAUCAUGGUCCCUUGGGAUAAGGUGGGGCCACAAUGGGGGGUCGAAGUUUUACAUGGGAAUAUUAUAAAAAUCUUCUUCUCAGAAAUCAAUAAGCCAGGAAAGCUGUAACUUGUGUGGAAGCAUCCUCAGGUAGUGUAGAUUCAAAUUAGGUCAAAUCAUGACCCGCAGGAGUAGAUAACGUCCACAAUGGGGGGGGGGGGGGGGGGGGGGGGAUGGGCAAACUUUUACAUAUUAGGAAUAUAUAGAGUAAAUCUUUUUAAAAUCUUCUUCUCAGAAAUUAAUUCAUCAGGAAAGCUGAAACUUAUGUGGAAGCAUCCUCAGGUAAUGUAGAUUUAAAGUUGUGAAAAUCAUGAACCCCAGGGAUAGGUUGGGGGUACAAAGGGGGGGGGGGGACUUUGACAUAGGAAUAUCUAGAGUAACUCUAUAAAAAUCUUCUUCUCAGAAACUAAUCAGGCAGGAAACCUGAAACUUGUGUGGAGGCAUCUUCAUGCCAUAAUCCUCGGGGCAGAGUGGGGUCACAACUGGGGGGGGGGGGAUUUACAUAGGAAUAUGAAUAGAGAAUGUUUUAAAAUUUAAUUUAAAUACAUGUAUAAACAAUAUUUUAUUAUGCAAUAUAUCACAUAAAUGGAUGGGAUAGCAGUCAUUGCCUAUAUAAAUCCUCUCCGAGAAUUUUUUAAAAUAUCUUUUUUCUAACCUCUUGCCUAGAAAAGCUUUAACUUUACUGAAAGCAACCUCAGAUAAUGUAGAAAUAAAAAUCUUGAGGAGUAGGGUGGGGCCAUAUUGGGGAUCUAAUUUUACAAAGGGAAAUAUUUUAAUUAUUCACAAAACUGAAAUCUUAUGAUAUAUGGUUUUACUUAUAUGCAAGCAUUUUGACAUAUUGUUGAUUCUUUAAAAUUGUAUAUUUACAUUCCACAUAUUUUCUUCUUGUCAAAUGUGUUUAAAGCUACGGCAGUUAUAACACUGUAAUGCACACAGGUUUCUCAAAGGUUAAAAUGACGAGUUUUAUUAUGAUGUCACAAACGUUGAACGCUGUAAACUGCAAUGUCAUAAGCAAAAAUCAAAGUUCAAAUUGUUUAGACUUUGGCCCAUGGACAAUUCUUGGGCCUCACAAGGGGUUCAGAGUUUGAUCCCAUAUAUAAACAAUUGUUUAGGAUCUUAUUAACAAUUUUUUAGGAUCUUUUUGAGAACUGCAAUGCUCAAUAGGUAAUAUGACUAUAAAAUCAUCCUGUUAGAAAAAGGACUUGAUUAUAAACAUAAGAAUAUCCAGGGUAAAAAAAAUGGACUCUUACUUAUACAGGAUCUACAUGUAUUAUAAUACAUUGUCCAUCUAGUUUGUAUUAUGACUCCAUUAAGCUGAUCUUAUCAUAUCUAUUGUUGCUCAGGUGAGUGAUGUGGCCCAUGGGCCUCUUAUUUGGAUAAUUUGUCACUUCAUGACAAAAGUGGUCAUUUUGAAAAAUCAAAAUUGUUGCACAUCUGGAUUUCUGAUAUGUUUUAUUAAACUGUCUGAGUCAUCGAAAAAUGCUAUGAUAAUAUAGGUCUAGCAGUGUGUGUUAUUGACUUAUGUUUAGGACAACAAAAUACUGGUAAUGAGAAAUAGAAAAGUGAAAACCCUUUGAUAUACCUUUAAAAUUGCUUCCUAUUUAAAUCAAUGCUGAAAAGUCCAACAUUUCGGUUGUUUUUACUUAGUAGUCCAUUGAAAAUUGAUGAUUGAUCAUAAAGAGAUAUAUAGAACCUAUUGACGAGAUUUUGAAUAGCUUAUUUGCAUUUGUUUACUUUUGAGAAAGACUUGAAUGACUUUAGCCACAGUGCGGGUAUUAAAGGAAAUUUACAUCUUGAAAGCCAGGACUAAACAUGUAUGCUAAUUAAACAAGGGGCCCAACAGCCUUAACAGUCACCUGAGGCGGAGUUUAAUACAGUAUAAUUUGUUUAAUCUGGAUUAUGAGUACUCUGGAAUUUUCUCCACUUCGGCUUUAAAUUUUAGUCCCAUGCUUUUCUUUAAAAAAUAUAUUACCAAACAUUCUGUUUAGUUCAGAUACUGUCUAAUCUGUAGUCUGAAUGGCCAUAAAGGUCCUAACUGCUCAUAAUUAACAGUCAUUAUUUUCUCUAAUCUGGCCACACAAUAUUAUCUGAGGUCGUUCAAUGCAAUUAACACCUCUGGUGGUAAAUGUGCUAAUGUAUGCUUUCAUAAGUGACAUGAUAUACUGAAAUAGGGCGGUGACAGUCAGCCCACUUGAAUAAAUAUAAAGUUUAGUUACAAGUAAAUAAAUAAAAAAAAAUGUGUGCUAAUGUAAUUUGAUUUAAAUGCCAUAUCUCACAACAGAACGUAAAAUUGGCACAUUCUUUACAUACUAAUAGUUAUAUAAAUCGGAAUUGAAACUAAAACAUCUGAUUUCAAAAUGUCACUCGAACACUGAAGGGAAGACGUAAAUGUAUGCAUAAAAGUGUAAAUGUUUAUUUGAUAAUUAUUGAAUAAUAAAAAACCUGGGUCUGGUUAUGUUGAAUGCAGAUAUACUUUUGACUUGCAAAACCCAUGCUCAAAUAUUAGACUUUAUCUUUAAUUCUGCUACAUCAAAGAGAUGCCGCAUAAAGUUAUUCUCCAAUAUACCACGAACGUCAUCAAUAAAUUAUCAGAACUUAAACACAUGCCAAACUCGAGUCGAUCAUGAGUUUUAAGUUAAAAACUGCUCUUUAUAAAAAAAAAUACAUUGAUAACAAGGGUUAGUGUUUUUUACAGCGAUGUGUAUUUCCUUUAAUGUUCAUUUCAAGGAGCUGGUUGCAGCUGUUCCAAGACCCUCCCCCAACACAUUUUCACUGCUUGUUUCCGAUAUGCAUUCUGAAGCAGCCAUUACUAACAAAACCUUUGGGGAACAGCCGUCUCUACCAAUCAGAUUCAUCUCACUUGAAAAUAUAACCUUCUUACUCUCUCUAUAGAUAAACCGAUCGACUAAUAAUGGGAUCUGUUAGUAGAAUAGAAAUAAAGUUCUUGUUAUCGUGUUCGCCUCGGCUUUUAUAUUUCUAAACAACAUUUCUCUACAUCGGAGAUUAUUCUGCAACAUUCUUUAUUUUUUAAAUGUCUGGUAUUUUUUCCUUCCAGUUUUGGGAUAUUUUAAUAAUAUCACAUUUAAUAUUGUUUGAAGUAUGAAGGUGUUACACAAACGUAACAAAUGUAUUGUUAUACUUCUCUGACUCUGAAAAGAGGAACAGAAUUUCUUAUUGUUGCCAUGGCGAAAGGGUUUCUACUUUAUUCACUUAUCUUCUUCCUCAGUGCAAACUCAGCAAAAUGGAGCAUCCAUUUAUUUUAAUUUUUAAAGAACGAAGACUUUAUAUCCCUUGCCAGAAUCAAUGAAAUUUAUAAAGAUUAACUUAUUGUUUUUGUUUUUUUAUUGUGUGUAACCUAGAACAAUAAUGUCAAAAUAUAGUAAAUGAAAUAUGACUAUAUGUGUCUCAAACUAGAGAAAUGAAUUCCUCAAAUGAUGGUUAUCAUAUGCAUUCAAAUUAUCUCAAUGGAUAUGAUUUAAAUCAUGAAAUAACUUUAAAUAAUCUCCUUUAUUGAAACAUAGUGUACAUUACAGUUGCUUUACAAUAUAUUUUUGUGAUAGUUUAAUUGAUGUGUUGAAAUUACUCAAAUGUUAUGCUGUAAUAUAUGUAUAAAUCAUAAAUAAAGAGAAUGAGAUUAAAA